AUGGACCUAACCCGGCCGCGGCGCCCAACUACGCGGGCCGAGUUCGAGAUUGCCGUCAUCUGCGCUCUCCCACUCGAAGCCGAUGCCGUCGACGCCCUCUUCGACCAACACUGGGACGAUGACGGGCCGCCCUACGACAAAGCCGCGAGCGAUCCCAACGCAUACUCCACCGGCGCCGUCGGCCGCCACAACGUCGUCCUCGCACACAUGCCAGGAAUGGGCAAGGUCAGCGCCGCGGCCGUCGCUGCCAACUGCCGCGCGAGUUUCCCCAACAUCAAGCUGGCCCUCAUCGUUGGCGUUUGCGGUGUCGUUCCCUUUCGUCCCGGCGGCAGCGGCGGGAUGACCGAGACCGUGCUAGGCGACGUCAUCAUCAGCGAUGGUGUCGUGCAGUACGACCUCGGACGGCGACUGCCCGAAAAGUUCAUAAUGAAGGACACGCUUCUGGACACGCCGGGCAGGCCGAACACCGAGAUCCGCGCGCUGCUCGCCAAGCUCAAGGGCCUCCGUAGCCGGAAGAUACUGCAGGGCAAGAUGGCCGGCUAUAUGGACGUGCUCCUGGGCGAGCCGGAGCUGGCGGCCGCGUACCCCGGUGCUGCGCAGGACCGACUAUUUGAGACGACGUAUCGACAUGUGAGCGACGGGAAGUCGUGCGAGGAGUGCGGUUGUGACGGCAAGUUGGUACCGCGUACCCGCCUCGAGCAGGGCGAUGGACAGCCUGCGGUUCACUUUGGCCUGAUUGCGUCGGGCGAUACGGUCAUGAAGUCGGGCAAGGACCGUGACGACAUCGCACGGGAGGCGGGUGUUAUAGGCUUUGAAAUGGAGGGCGCCGGUGUCUGGGACAACUUCCCUUGCGUGGUCAUUAAGGGUGCCUGCGACUACGCGGAUAGCCACAAGAACAAUGUGUGGCAGCGAAAAACGCAAAUCGCUCUAGCAUACACAUACUGGCUCCAACGGACGAGCCCAGAGGUUUCAGUCUUCUGGGUCCAUGCGAGCAAUGCUGAACGAUUCCGGCAAGCAUAUGCAUCUAUCGCACAGGAAUGCCAGGUGCCGGGCUACGACAACCCAAAGGAAGACGUGUUGUUGCUGGUGAAGGCCUGGCUGGAGAGGAAGGAACGCAGUCGAUGGCUGAUGGUUCUUGACAAUGCCGAUGAUAUGCAGCUCUUCUUCGGCCAGCAGGGGGGAUCUGAGCCCGACAAUCUAUCUAACCACGAGGGAAACCUUGGACGAUACCUCCCCGAGUGCCCCCACGGCGCUAUUCUUGUCACAACCAGGAACAAGCAGGCUGGCUCGAGGCUGACCAAGGGAAAACGCCCCAUCGAGGUCGGGAAGAUGGACGAAGGCGAGACAGACCAGCUGCUCCGCGCACGCCUUGACGGAAUCAGCGUUGCUUCCAAUGAAUCCUCUGCGCUUUCUUCCCGCCUGGAACACCUUCCGCUCGCGCUCGUCCAAGCAGCCGCGUUUAUCCAAGAAAACACUAUAGCUGUCGGCAAGUACCUUGAGCUCUUGCACAGCAGCGAUCAGGUCCUCGUCGAUCUGCUCAGCGAGGAAUUCGAGAUAGACGCGAGAGCCUCGGAGACUCCUCGUGCGGUAGCUGAGACGUGGAUUCUCUCGUUCGAGCAGAUUCAGCGGCAGAAUGGCUUUGCGGGCGAGCUUCUCUCGCUCAUGAGCCUCUUCGACCGGCAGGCCAUCCCGUUGGAAUUCCUGUCCCACUACAGCAAGGAGCAGGGCCGAGAGCAAAGGGGGGAAAUACAGCUCACGAAGGCGCUAGGCGUCCUAAAGGCAUUUUGUUUUGUUGUGGAGGACAAGGACCGUGGGUUCGAUAUACACCGCCUUGUACAGUUGGUCACGCAAAGGUGGCUCGGCAGGCAGGGGACGAUGGGGCGAUUCGCGGAACAGGCGCUCUCGGUGGUGUCGCAGGCCUACCCAUACGGCGGUUAUGAAAACCGGGCGAUAUGUAGCGCAUUGCUUCCGCAUGCGUAUGCGGUGCUGAGACUUGUAAGUACUGGGUCGAAGGAUGAGAGGGUGGCAAGGGCGUCCCUUCUCCACUGUACAGCCGGAUUCUUCUCUUAUCAAGGUCAAUGGAAUGAGGCGGAGGAGUUCCAGUUACAGGCGAGAAGGUUGAGAAGGGAAGUGCUGGGCGAGGAGCAUCCCUCCACGCUGACCAGCAUGGCCAACCUGGCGUCGACAUACAGGAACCAAGGCCGAUGGAAGGAGGCCGAGUCGCUGGAGGUACAAGUGAUGGAGACGAGAAAGAGGGUACUGGGCGAGGAGCAUCCCGCCACGCUGACCACCAUGGCCAACCUGGCGUCGACGUACAGGAACCAAGGCCGAUGGAAGGAGGCCGAGUCGCUGGAGGUACAAGUGAUGGAGACGAGAAAGAGGGUACUGGGCGAGGAGCAUCCCGACACGCUGACCAGCAUGGGCAACCUGGCGUCGACGUACAGGAACCAAGGCCGAUGGAAGGAGGCCGAGUCGCUGUUGGUACAAGUGAUGGAGACGUUCAAGAGGGUACUGGGCGAGGAGCAUCCCUCGACGCUGACCAGCAUGGGCAACCUGGCGUCGACGUACAGCAACCAAGGCCGAUGGAAGGAGGCCGAGUCGCUAGAGGUACAAGUGAUGGAGACGAGAAAGAGGGUACUGGGCGAGGAGCAUCCCUCGACGCUGACCAGCAUGGCCAACCUGGCGUCGACGUACAGGAACCAAGGCCGAUGGAAGGAGGCCGAGUCGCUGUUGGUACAAGUGAUGGAGACGAGAAAGAGGGUACUGGGCGAGGAGCAUCCCGACACGCUGACCAGCAUGGCCAACCUGGCGUCGACGUAUAGCAACCAAGGCCGAUGGAAGGAGGCCGAGUCGCUGGAGGUACAAGUGAUGGAGACGAGAAAGAGGCUGCUGGGCGAGGAGCAUCCCUCCACGCUGACCAGCAUGGGCAACCUGGCGUCGACGUUUUGGAACCAAGGCCGAUGGAAGGAGGCCGAGUCGCUGGAGGUACAAGUGAUGGAGACGAGAAAGAAGGUGCUGGGCGAGGAGCAUCCCUCGACGCUGACCAGCAUGAGCAACCUGGCGUCGACGUACAGCAACCAAGGCCGAUGGAAGGAGGCCGAGUCGCUGGAGGUACAAGUGAUAGAGACGAGAAAGAGGGUACUGGGCGAGGAGCAUCCCGACACGCUGACCAGCAUGGGCAACCUGGCGUCGACGUACAGCAACCAAGGCCGAUGGAAGGAGGCCGAGUCGCUGGAGGUACAAGUGAUGGAGACGAGAAAGAGGGUACUGGGCGAGGAGCAUCCCGACACGCUGACCAGCAUGGGCAACCUGGCGUCGACGUACAGCAACCAAGGCCGAUGGAAGGAGGCCGAGUCGCUGGAGGUACAAGUGAUGGAGACGAGAAAGAGGGUACUGGGCGAGGAGCAUCCCGACACGCUGACCAGCAUGGCCAACCUGGCGUCGACGUACAGCAACCAAGGCCGAUGGAAGGAGGCCGAGUCGCUAGAGGUACAAGUGAUGGAGACGAGAAAGAGGGUACUGGGCGAGGAGCAUCCCGACACGCUGACCAGCAUGACCAACCUGGCGUCGACGUUUUGGAACCAAGGCCGAUGGAAGCAGGCCGAGUCGCUGGAGAGAAAGAUCGAUAGCAACGGUGGUGCGAUAGCCUUUGUCGAUGACUUUACCACCUGGGUCACAGGACCGACGGCACAGAGCACACGCAAGGGCAUUGAAGCAAUCAUCGACCAAGCACUAGACUGGGAAAAGAGAAGCGGGGCGACAUUUGAAGCAGACAAGACGGCCGUCAUCCACUUUACCCGCAAGGCCUACAAAGCCAACUCCGAGACCUUUACCAUUAAGGGUCAAGAUGUUCAGCCGAAAAACCACGUCAAAAUUCUUAGAGUAGUCAUAGAUGCCAAGCUCAGGUAUAAGGAGCAUAUCGCAAGAGCGGCCUCCAAAGGGCUCAGCGCGGCGAUGGAGCUGAAACGGCUCAGUGGUCUGUCUCCGGCUACGGCGCGGCAGCUGUUCACUACCAUGGUCGCGCCAGUGGUGGACUACGCCUCCAGCGUCUGGAUGCACCAAUGCAAUUGGAAGACCACGCCAGCCAUACACAGGGUGCAGAGGGUCGCGGCGCAAGGGAUCAUAGGAACGUUCAGCACGGUAGCAACACGCGUAGCAGAAGCAGAAGCUCACAUCCCCACGGCUCAAGAUCGAUUCUGGAAGAUGGCGAUCAAGAUGUGGACGGACAUUCACACCCUACCAGAGACGAAUCCACUCCGCAACACCACUUCCCGGAUGCGCAAGUUCCGGAGAUCCUACCGCUCGCCUUUCUUUCAGGUAGCAGACCUCCUCAAGGACGUCCCAUUGGACAGCCUCGAAACCAUCGCUCCAGUCGUAUUAGCGCCGUGGGAGAGGCGAGUCCGCACUACGGUUGACGGAACAGGCAUCCAGCAAAAAGAGACAGAGUGGGCAGUCGGGAUCGCCGUAAGCAGCUCCGCACGAAACAACAUGGUAGGGAUCGGAGGAGCUGUCCGUCUCCCGCUGUCGGCACGAGAUGGCUCAAGGAACGAAGCCUUCACUAUAGCGCUGGGCUCCAGGUCGGAGCAGAACCCGUUCUCAGGCGAGCUUGCGGCUAUUGGGUACGCGUUGAGGUGGAUUCACAAUAUCAGGUACCGCAAGACCAUCCUUGCCACGAGCAACAAGGCGGCUGUGAUGGCCUUGGAGCAUCCGGCCAACAAUAUAUCUGUCAGGCGUACGAUGCGAUAA
This is a messenger RNA of Chaetomium globosum CBS 148.51, 4746 nucleotides long. RefSeq lists its product as uncharacterized. The transcript is spliced from 3 exons. Gene Ontology annotation, cellular component: kinesin complex. The coding region runs from base 1 to 4746 and encodes 1581 amino acids. Gene Ontology annotation, molecular function: protein binding; catalytic activity. Lineage: Eukaryota; Fungi; Ascomycota; Sordariomycetes; Sordariales; Chaetomiaceae. Gene Ontology annotation, biological process: nucleoside metabolic process. The record is from RefSeq and is a predicted model, not a curated record.